UUUAGUUGUGAACCUGUAAAAGUACUGUAUAUGUUUUGUUUUGUGGUUAGAAGUUUUGCCUUAACCAACUCCGGGACCAGAAGUCACUUUGAAUUUAACUAUGACAAGCAUGGAAGGGAUUGGAAAGUUAAGGGCGGUGAAAGACAGUCGCCAAUUGCACUAUGCUCAUGUAAUAGCAUUACAUGUAAUGUCCCUAAAUUGGAGCUGAUAAACUACCACAACCCCUUGCGCGAACCCUUGUCCGUGAUCAACAAUGGACUGACUGUCCUCAUGAGGAUUCCAAGGACUGUGGACGGAGCACAGCCAUCUCUUUGUAUCAGUAGUGAGUUUGGACACGUCUUUGAGGCCCAGCAGCUGCAUUUCCAUUGGGGCUCCGAACUGACCAAGGGAUCCGAGCACAACUUGGAUGGGGAUUUCUAUGAUGGAGAGGUGCACAUAGUUCAUAAGAACGCCAGCUUCAAAACAAAUCAGGAAGCUGCUCAAAAUUGCAAUGGAUUUGCCGUUUUGGCUGUGCUGAUGAGAAGCCUCGAGAAUCCAGAAAAUCAGUCGCAAGCCAUGAAUGAGAUCUGCAAACAAGUAGCCAAUAUAUCUGAAUUAGAUGAUAUCCAGACUCUUGAGGAAAGUAUGUCCUUGGAAGAUCUGAUUGUUGGCGUAGACACCCAGAAAUACUUAAGUUAUCAAGGUUCCCUUACUACUCCGCCCUGUGCUGAAGCCGUCAUUUGGUUCGUUUUCCAGACGCCUCUGGAUGUCUCCAAGGAAGUUUCUCUUAAUGCAUUUGCCAGUGGCAGAACUUCUGGAAGCUGAGGGAUUCUCGUGGGCAGCGUGUCCUGAACAACUAUCGGGUCCUACAAGAUGACCAUGACCGACCUGUUUAUCUAAGUAAAGGCCAAGAAGUGGACCCAUCCGAGUGAAAGUUUAGUCAUAAAUUGGAAAGUCGCCAAGUGUAUAUAGUACAAUAAAUUGUUUAAAGUGCAA
This is a messenger RNA of Drosophila rhopaloa, 975 nucleotides long. It is a transcript of the gene CAH4, whose product is annotated as carbonic anhydrase 6. The record is from RefSeq and is a predicted model, not a curated record. Gene Ontology annotation, molecular function: carbonate dehydratase activity; zinc ion binding. Gene Ontology annotation, cellular component: cytoplasm. Lineage: Eukaryota; Metazoa; Arthropoda; Insecta; Diptera; Drosophilidae. The transcript is spliced from 5 exons. The coding region runs from base 31 to 804 and encodes 257 amino acids.